Molecule: messenger RNA, 5278 nt
Organism: Leptonychotes weddellii (Weddell seal)
Lineage: Eukaryota; Metazoa; Chordata; Mammalia; Carnivora; Phocidae
Source: RefSeq, a predicted model, not a curated record
GGGGCUUAGGGGACCGGGCGGCUCGGGGUUCGGGAUGCUGAGGAGACCGCGGGCCCGCGCCAGCCUCCCCCAUUCACACUCCCGGGCGUUUCGGCGGGGACGGGGAAGGGUGGGACAGCGGCCCAGGCCGGGAGGGACGCGGAGGGGGGGGUCCACCGGAGCCGGAGGCUGAGUCCCGCACAAAGGGCGGCGCGAGGCUGUCUGUCACCGGGAGGUCACAGAGGGAAGUUCAUCCAUGAGCUCGGAUUUCCCACAUUACAACUUCAGGAUGCCUAAUAUUGGAUUCCAGAAUCUGCCUCUCAACAUAUAUAUUGUGGUUUUUGGCACUGCUAUAUUUGUCUUCAUCCUUAGUUUACUCUUCUGUUGCUACUUGAUUAGGCUAAGACAUCAAGCACACAAAGAAUUUUAUGCCUACAAACAGGUUAUAUUAAAAGAGAAAGUUAAAGAACUGAAUUUACAUGAACUCUGUGCAGUGUGUCUAGAAGACUUCAAGCCUCGAGAUGAGUUGGGCAUUUGUCCAUGUAAGCAUGCCUUCCACAGAAAGUGCCUUAUUAAGUGGCUGGAGGUUCGGAAGGUGUGUCCGCUGUGCAACAUGCCAGUUCUGCAGCUCGCGCAGCUGCACAGUAAGCAGGACCGUGGACCCCCACAGGGGCCCCUGCCCGGGGCAGAGAACAUUGUAUAGCUCCCCCAAGGAUCAAACUGCUGCGGGAUCCGACGUCCAUGUGGAGCCAGGAGGAACACAAGCGGUCUCUGUGCUGGCUGCUCUACCGGGGGCACCAGCUGCCACUUCCUUUGCCUCAUGAAGAACUCGGGCCAGCUAAGCUGGAAACCCAGACUUCUGGGUCUUGUGACAACCAAAGCACGCUGCCACUACCCCGUGCCAAGAGAAGAGGAGUGGAUGACAGAUGAGCCUUCCGGUUAUGUUCAAGAAGUUUCAUGAGGGUCUCUUGCUGAUGCCAUUACUCUGUCUCCCAGAUACUUAUCUCCGUAUCAAGGUGAAUCUUGAUCAAGCAGAAGGAAAGAUAAACAGAACUGUUAGAGAAGGGAACUGAGGGCAGGUCUUUAAAGCCACCCCCGCCCCCCACCCUGUGGACAGAUGAGCUUCUACGCAGACCGUGCAUGCCUUUGCAGCAGCAGACCCUCCCGGCAGCCCGAGCCAAGUAAAGCCAGCCGUUACCUCAGCUGAAGCACGACUGCUUGCCAGUGAUUGGUGAGGCAGUGCCAGCAAAAGGCUUUUCACGUUAUGUUCCUUUGGUAAGGUCAUCUUGGAACCCAAGGGCUUUGGUUACCACAGAGCAGCAGUGCCCCUUGCCACCCCUUCUCCCUCAAGUUCACGACACUUGCUUAUCAUAUCAUCUAAAAACAUUAGAUGCGCCUGGAAAGGCCUGGUCAGAAGCCAUUUCCUCUUAUUUACCCCCUGACUCCCCGGUGAGGCCCGGCCAAGCUGCCCAUCAGGAGCCUGAGCCAGGGGUGGGCCUCUGAGCCCAUGCUGUUCCUGUGUGACCCAGGGGGCCUCAGGGUGCUGCCCGCACCCCCACGUGCACUGUGCUUCCAGCACAGCUGCUAGUCUCAGCCCACUGCCUUGGUAAGGAGCUGCUGUGAGCCCCUCAGAUGGCUCCCAAGGGGGGCUCCUUCCUGGGAACGGCCAGUCCUCCAGGCCCCGCUGAGAUGAGAGGAUGCUGACCCCUUCCUCUCCCCCCUCCUUCCCUGUUCUCUUCCCUCUGACCCUGUUUCUACUUAAGAGAAAAUGCCUGUUGUUGACGUUUUAACAAUUUAAAGCAUCUCAAAUAAGAUCCUUAUGUAAUUAUGUAAUUCUGAAGCCGGGGAUCCACUUGAAAUUGUAAGUAGUGUCAGGAAGCCACUGCAGGGCUCUUCACCCGCUGGUGUGUGCCUCACUCUUCAGACUUAAGUGACUGAAAAUGUCUUUAUAGGAGAGAAAUGCAUGCUGCUCUUUAGCUCUUCUGUCCAACUUUUCUAGAAAUGACUCCAUCCAUUUGGGUUCAUGAAUACUGUACAAAUUAGCUAUCUGAAGUGGCUUUGGGUCAGAUAGAAAGUUCUUUUCCACAGCCCUCCUUCUGUCAUAGGGUGGACUCCUUGUCAACAGCUCUGCCUCAUUCCACAGGUGUGAGGGGGACAGUUUCUCAUUGGGAAUGUGGUCCGCAUGGAGAGCGGAUGGAGGAAGCUUUGCCACUCUGUUCACAGCAUGUCUCCAGGGAUUUUUUUCUGGAAUCUAGCCUCUACCAUCUUAGAAUGGGAGAGGGAACCUGUCCUUGGCUCAGGUGGCUGAGGCCAGAGGAGGAGGAAAAUUCCCCCUAGCCUAGGAAGGUGCUGGGCAGAAUCCAGCUUGGAAAAUUACACAUCCAGUUGGUCAGAAUUGGCUGUUUCCUCCGUGUGACCUAUUCAUGGCACGCCAACUGGCUGCUGCUUAAACAGGGCAAGGAAGUGUGGGAUAUUUUUAUAUGAAAGCCUUAGCCUGUUGGGCAUCCUUGAAAAGAACUUUUCGUGCAUUCCUCCUCUCGUCGUUUUUGCGUUCUGUGUUGGUAGCACAGUGGAGCGGAAUGCUGCAAAGCACCCCGUUUACAGUGAAAGGUUUCCAGUGACCAGUGUCAGAAGUAAGCCUGGACUAGCCUCAUUAGUGGCCAACACCCACCAUUUCCCAUGGAGUGGCCUUGGGACAAAUCUCACCUUGUCAUUGCGGGGUUCAAACAGGAAAGAGAAUUUUUCCCCUCAGAGGAGGAAUUCUCGUGCUCUAAACCGCAAAUGAUUUCAGCUCACAGCUUCUAGCAGGAUUCUAACUGAUCAGUUGCGGCGUUUUUCUGUCCCUGUGCGUCAGUAUGAGGAGACCAACCCCACAAGUCCCUGUAUGGGCAGGGAGGUAGAGGAGUUCGUUUCCUGUAUUACAGGAAGCGCAGGUUGACAGGGUUGGUGCGUAGCUCCAGCCGUUAGAGGAAAGCUCAAGAAUGCUGUGCGCUCUCCACCGGGCUCCAACCCGCACGAGGUACCGCCGACGUGACCUCGACACCCAUGAGUGCAGAGGGCUUGGUAAACACAGCUCUUCUGCCAGGGUGGGGCUGGGCAGGGGGCGGGAAACGUGUUCCCUCUGCUCGAGCUCCUCUCAUUUCUUGGCUCCUGUCUCACUGCAGCUUGGCCAGGGCCACGCACAGUAGUUCCUGCGACUCUCAGCGACACACCCUGAAUGGACUUGCUCCCUGCGUCCAGGUCCUCCUCCAGCACUCUCUGCUGCGCUGCCGUGCCUGCCCGCGGCCUGCGCUUCACUCACAUCUUCCUUUAAUUCUGGUUAAAACAGCUUUCUGUGGACAAGGUUACAUCUCCAUCUGGAGCCUUUUUUAAAGAAUGAGUUAAGGAUCCCCUAAUAAUCUUGGCACAGGCUUAUACCUUAGAGUGAGGCCACUUUGGCCACAUCUGUCUUUUGUUGGUGAGUUGUUGGUGACCUUUUGUUAAUCUGUAGACACACAGGGUCUUUGGUCUGUCUGCUUUUGGGCCACUGGCUGGUGACAUGGCAGUUUUUUACUUUCUCUUAAUGUGUCUUAAGCAGCUCAAAGACUGGAUGUUAUUUGUAUGCUGUGGGUUCAAAGAACGUAACUCAGCCCCAACUGAACUCCAUGGGUGGCUGCAUCAUUAUCUAGUUACUGCUAGGGUUACAGCUGACUACAGCUGGCUUUAGAAGCAGGAAACAGGGAACAAAACCAGCCUGACUUGAUUCCUGAAUGAGUAGGUAUAACAUACUGUCCUCUGCUGCUUUCCUUUGCCAAAGUGUGAUUUGGUUGGGCCUGUCCCUAGCAGGUAAGGUCCUUCUAGUCUGUGCCCACCGAGGCAGGGAGAGGACAAGACCAAAAUGGCCAGAUGGGAGCAGAUGGCCCAUGGGAAGUCUGGGGGGGGAAGAAUACAGGGAACAUCCCAUCAUUGCCAGAUAGCUUGUUCUUGACGUCUUGACAAAUGCAGAUCCUUUUCCCCAGUGCCAAGUCCCUUGGGCCCAUCAGAAGAAUGAUUUGCCCCUUUCCACAGCCCCACUUCAAAGCCUGUCACCUCCAUGGCCUGGUCCUGCUCUGCUAAGCUAUUCUGAACAACUGUAGUAAUUUUCUGAAAGGCUGAGAAUUACAAAAUGAACACAGGGAGGCAUCCCUAGAGCUCUGGACAGAAAAAGUGCUCAGAGUGAUUUGAAAUCACCCCUUGCCAUUCACCAGCCAUGUGUCUUUAUGCAACUUAGCCUCUCAAAGCUUGUUCCCUUAUCUACCACCUAAGAACCGUAGUGACAUCUUUGCUGGUUCUUGUGCGGACCAGCCACGUCCAAAGCCUGGUGGGCAGGAGACCUGGGGUCAUGGAAGCUCCUGAUUAUAGGCAGCAUCAUUAUGCAGGUAACGUGGGGCUCCUGUGUAGUUCAGGUAAAACAAAACCUCAGCAGGAGCCUCCUGAGGGACAGGGGCUCCCCCUGGGGUCUGGGUUUGCCUGGGUCCCUUCCUUUGCCUCAUGAUCUUCCCUAGUCACUUCCAUGUAUCUUUGCCCAUUGUGCUCCCUGAGUGCUAUUCCUUAAGUUUUUGAGUAGGUAAUCCCUUCGUGUAGUUCAAGUCUUCCUUGCAUCCCUGACCUGGCAAGGCCAACUUUAUCAGCCCUUGAACUCCCACUCUUAGUUUGUUCCAGGUAGAUCCUUCCAGAGACCAUUUAUGCAUAUACAGAUAAAUACGCACGUGUAUGUAUACACGUGUGCUUGUGUGUCUACAUAAUUUUUUUUUUUAAACUUAUACCAGACAAGUAUAUCCAAGGAGCAUUCCUAUUCAUGGGGGAAGAGCCAUCCCAGAAGGCAGAGUAUCUGUAAAAGGUGAGCCCAUAAUUGGGGGAUGUCUUUGCAGUCACAUUCCUUUUUGAAUAAGGCAUUAUUUUUUUUAUUGAUUGCAGCAUACUGGAAUUCUAGUUUCCCAUACAAAGCAGAAACAGCAAUCCCUCCGUGGCCCUUACCACACAGAUGCUCAGAUAAUAUGCAAGCACAACCAGUUUCCAGACUGUCUUUCUGGCCUGUGAUGGACACUGAAGAGCAGGUUCUGCUCUGUUGCUGACAGCAGCAAUGCAGGCCUCUGGUCCAGGUCCAGCAGCCUUUGCAGGGCCUGGACAAGCUGCCCCCGCCCCCACCAAACCCCAUCUGACGGGGUGAUGUCUGGCUACAACUGCCAUGAUUUCUUAGGCGAGCUCCUGUGUUUUUUGUUUUUUGUUUUUUUUUAAGAAUUUAUUUAUUAAUUUGAGAGAGAGAGAGAGGGAGAAGCAG